Messenger RNA from Arvicola amphibius (Eurasian water vole), 1139 nucleotides. It is a transcript of the gene Mrpl53, whose product is annotated as mitochondrial ribosomal protein L53. The coding region runs from base 494 to 850 and encodes 118 amino acids. Gene Ontology annotation, cellular component: mitochondrial large ribosomal subunit. The transcript is spliced from 3 exons. The record is from RefSeq and is a predicted model, not a curated record. Lineage: Eukaryota; Metazoa; Chordata; Mammalia; Rodentia; Cricetidae.
AUCCCAGCAACAAGGCUAAAGUUAAUAAAUUCAUGGGGAAACACAGACAAAGCAAGCAUUUCUCCACGUGGAGAACUUGUCUUAAGCCUUCCCUGUUUCUAUUUUUAGUCAUUAGGCUGUAGGACCUUGACAACAUUUAAACUGUUCAGGAGAGGUUUGCUUCCUGGUGGGGUGGACAAUCCCUGAUGUAGUAAUCCCUCAUUGGAAGCAGCCAGGAUUUAGGAUGGCGUUGAGCUAGGUCUAGCAGGCAGGAUGCUGAACGGGCAAAGCUGCAGGAGACGAAGUGUUUUCGUGCAAAGGGAGUUUUUGCACAUUCACUGUCUACGCUGCGUGUCGCACAGGGUAAGGCUACCGGCUGAAGUAUUCGCGGACCGCCCACCCUGGGUCCCUAGGCGGCCCGGGAGGGCAGCCGCUACAGGUCCCGCAGAGGCCGCCGGAAGCGGUCCCUUCCAAUAAAGCGAUCCCCAGCACUACUUCCGGGGGAGGGGUAACCAUGGCGGCGGCUUUAGCUCGGCUGGGACUGCGGCCGGUCAAGCUGGUUCGAGUUCAGUUCUGCCCGUUUGAGAAGAACGUGGAAUCGACAAGGACCUUUCUCCAGGCGGUGAGCAGCGAGAAAGUCCGUGCCACAAACCUCAACUGCUCUGUGAUCGCCGACGUGAGGCACGACGGCUCCGAACCCUGCGUGGACGUGGUAUUCGGAGAUGGGUAUCGGCUGAUUAUGCGCGGCGCCCACCUCACUGCUCAGGAAAUGUUCACUGCCUUCGCCUCCCACAUUCGGGCCAGGAACGCAGCGGCAGCAUCCGCACCCAGCACAGACAAGCCGGAGUCAGUUACCGGUACCCGGCGCUGACAUUGCAGAAGAGGACAACGACCGAAUGUUAGCUUGGAACUACAGACAGUUGUCUAAGAAGAGCUGGGCUUACCCAAAAGACUCCAUGGACGUCAUGAAACAGACUGACAGUGUGCAAGGAACCCUGACACUUAACAGUGCUUUGGGGGCAAGAUAAGUAAGAUUAGGUGAUGGAGGGUCAGGACAAAUUUGAAUUUUUCUUUCUCUUCCCUCACUGCUUAACCAUAUUUGAACUUGGCGUCAUCUGUCACCCAAAUACCUUUUAAUUAAAUAUUUAUUGCCAAUUGAA